AUGACCUGCCACCCAAUCACUCUCGCCGUGAUUUUUAUAUUGCUGCCUUUCGUGCCGAUCACUGGAGUACUGCAGGACGUUGAGUCCGAGCUGCAACUGCUGGACAAGAAUUUACUUGAUGGCUGUCCGUUCAUUCCUCACGCUGUCUACGACAAAUGGCCGCACGGAGACGAAUGCACGGCCUCUGGCAAAAACAUGGAGUGCGGUGCCAAUAAAACCUGCUGCGAGACUCCGGUCGGGUACAAGUGCAUGUACAGGGAAGGAGUCAGAAAGCCAUACUGUCCACUGACCGUUCUAUUCAAGUCCGUUUCCAACGAAACCAUAGCGCUGGACGAGUGCAUUGUAGACUACGAAUGCAGCAAGUUUCAAAUAUGCUGCCACUACCGCGUCGUCAGCAUCUGUGUAUCGAAUUACGCCACUUCUGCUGAUGUCUGCCCGAGAGGCUUCAACUGGACCGGACUUUGCCAGCACACGAAUGAAUGCGACAGCGGAAGCAUCGAGACGCACUGCCUCAACGGCCACUGUUGCACGAAGUAG
This is a messenger RNA of Soboliphyme baturini, 537 nucleotides long. NCBI's taxonomy places the organism in Eukaryota, Metazoa, Nematoda, Enoplea, Dioctophymatida, Soboliphymatidae. The record is from the annotation of a GenBank genome assembly.